AUGGGUGGGCUGGUUUCCCACCUGCUCCCACGUGCAACGCUGAAAAUUAGUCCCGCGCCGCUAGAUAUUGUGGCAAGUCCAGCGGGAAUCUGUGGAAGUGCAAACCUCUACUUUCUGGGAGGCUGCAGGAUGCUGCAAGCUACAAAUUCAUCUUUCCUGGUGGAGGCAGAUUUAAAGGAGUACUGUUAUCCUGAGUCUAAUGUGUCUUGUGUAAAAAGCUCUUACAGUGUAACCUCUAGAUCUGUGUUAUAUGUGUUACUGGUGUUGGCGAUGUCAGUGACCAUUAUAGGGAACUCAGUGGUCAUCAUCUCCAUUGCGCAUUUCAAGCAACUGCACACACCCACCAACAUGCUGGUGAUGUCUCUAGCCCUGGCGGACCUGUUGCUGGGUGUGAUUGUUAUGCCGUUCAGCAUGAUCCGAUCUGUGGAUGGGUGCUGGUACUACGGAGAAGCCUUCUGCUUAUUGCACUCUAGUUUUGACAUUUUCCUCACCUCUGCAUCGACCUUUCACCUGAUGUGCAUUGCUAUAGACCGAUAUCAGGCUGUGUGCCAUCCGCUUCAGUACCCAACAAGAAUAACCAUACCUACUGCAUGGCUGAUGGUAGCUCUGAGCUGGAUUACAGCCGCAGUGUAUUCCUACGGUCUCAUGUAUUCAAAAGCAAAUGUAGAAAGUCUAGAUGAGUACAUUAAAUCAAUUUCUUGUAUGGGAACUUGUAACCUUGUGUUUAAUGCACUGUGGGGGCCUCUGGAUGCAUUGUUAUGUUUCCUUUCACCUUGCACAGUCAUGUUUUGCUUGUAUGCUCAAAUUUUUUUGGUUUCGAAAAGACAUGCAAGGAAAAUCGAGGGAACAAAGCAGAGCAAAAAUGAGACGAGCUUAAACAGGGUUUCUCAAAGCAUGAAACGUGAGAACAAGGCAGCGAAAACCCUCGGCAUUGUUGUAGGUACGUUCAUUUUUUGCUGGAUGCCGUUUUAUAUCAACUCUCUAAUGGAACCUCACAUUAACUUUUCCACUCCUGUGGUACUUUUUGAAGUGUUUGUCUGGUUGGGUUACAUUAACUCAACUUUAAAUCCCUUAAUAUACGGCCUCUUCUACCCGUGGUUCAGGAAAUGUCUCUAUCUCAUUGUUACACUGAGAAUAUUUGCUCCUCAUUCCUCUGACACCAAUGUAUUUGCAGGCAUCGCCAAAGAUUGGUGGAAAUCUGAAAAGAUAUCAGUGAGGACCUGGGCUCAGUUCAAGCAAGCCUUUCUCAGGUCUUUUCUGUUAGAGGACCAUGAGGCCGAGGCAGAAAGGCAAUUAAGAGACCAGAGACAAGGUAUCCGUAAGAGCAUCCGGGAUUUUGUCUUCCAGUAG
This is a messenger RNA of Colossoma macropomum (tambaqui), 1350 nucleotides long. Its product is annotated as trace amine-associated receptor 13c-like. The transcript is spliced from 4 exons. The coding region runs from base 1 to 1350 and encodes 449 amino acids. Gene Ontology annotation, biological process: G protein-coupled receptor signaling pathway. The record is from RefSeq and is a predicted model, not a curated record. Gene Ontology annotation, cellular component: membrane. Gene Ontology annotation, molecular function: trace-amine receptor activity. Lineage: Eukaryota; Metazoa; Chordata; Actinopteri; Characiformes; Serrasalmidae.